Molecule: messenger RNA, 1576 nt
Organism: Mycetomoellerius zeteki
Lineage: Eukaryota; Metazoa; Arthropoda; Insecta; Hymenoptera; Formicidae
Gene: Mob2
Product: MOB kinase activator 2
Exons: 5
Coding region: 544-1236 (230 amino acids)
Source: RefSeq, a predicted model, not a curated record
CUCGGCGCGUCGCGGAGGGGUGACUGUGCUGUGCCGUUGUGGUCGCGGGAGUGAUUCUCGUGCGUCUUCGCGGUCUUGGCGUCGCGUGACAUUCAUCUAGCGAGCAGCGAAGCGAGCGAGGCACUCGAGGCCGCGUUGUCGACGAGCGCGAGCGAUCACGACGUUGACGGACGGCGGGCAGUCGCGGACGAAUCGGCCGCGGUAUGUACCUCGGUGGCCAACGGGGCAUGACGGGAACAGGUGACAAUAGAACCGCGCCAUGUUAGAUUUCACGAGAUCGCGAAACGCGCGCCGCCGCCGCCGCUGCUGCUGCCGUUUUCCGAUGCUGCUGCUGCCGUUGCUGCCGCUAGCUGCCUACUACCGCCUGACUACUACCGUGGUGCUGAUACUGUGGAGAAAGAGUGAGAGAAAGGGAAGGAGGAGAUUUACACUUUGUUUUCCCGUCUAUCGCGCGCGCUGCUUUCCUCACGACGGUGAUCCACACGAAAAUCAUCCAAGCUGGAUAGGUUACCCGAGUAUCUCCGCGAUACCGUGGACUGGUUUAUGGGAAAGGCCAGACGAAAGGAGAAGGAUGCGGGAACCACGGAGGAUCCGAAAUUGUACCUGGAGGAGGCUGCCCUCGAAAGGCAGCUACCGGAGCUGGACCUGAGGAUGCUCGUGGACCUACCGCCCGGCCUGGACUACAACGAAUGGCUGGCGUCGCAUACCCUCGCAUUGUUCGACCAUAUUAAUCUCGUCUAUGGCACAAUAUCCGAGUUUUGCACCAUGACGGGCUGUCCCGACAUGACCGGUCCUGGCUUAAGAACGUAUCUAUGGUUCGACGAAAAGGGAAAAAAAACGAGGGUUGCGGCGCCACAAUACAUAGACUAUGUUAUGACAUUUACGCAACGCACCGUUAGCGACGAAACUAUAUUCCCUACAAAAUAUGCAAACGAGUUCCCGAGCUCGUUCGAGUCGAUAGUGCGUAAGAUCCUGCGGCUACUGUACCACGUAGUGGCACACAUCUACCACUGCCACUUUAGGGAGGUGGCGCUUUUGGGGUUGCACGCUCACCUCAAUUGUGUAUUCGCCCACCUCACGCUCCUUAAUCAACGCUUCAACCUUAUAGACCCCAAGGAGACGGAGAUCCUGGGGGACUUAGAGGCCGCCCUCUUGGGUGACUCGACAUCCGCGCCUUCGCAGACCUUAGCCAUCCAGGAGACUCCGACCACUACGAACACUAGUAGUACCACCUAGAUCGCUGCGAUGCGUCAUAGCGAGCGAGCAGAGGUUGCAGUUCCUGAGACUAGGUGACGAUAGAUGACGAUACGUUCGUUCAUUCGAUUUCUUUUUUGUCUCUUUUUUUUCUUUUUGUAGAUUACAUGCGAAAAAUAACGUUUAUUGCGAUAUGAUCGGCUGGUAAGAACGAAAAGAAGUACGAAAGAGUGAGAGAAAGAGAAUGAAAGAGUGCGAGAGAGAAUGAGAGAAAACAGUGAUUCUGUAAAAACAAGAAAAAAUAUACCAGUAGUACCUGUACAUAGCAAAGUGUGAACAACUACAUGAUGUAAUUAGGUUCCUCUGUUUGUUGUUUGUGAGA